Molecule: messenger RNA, 2462 nt
Organism: Orbicella faveolata
Lineage: Eukaryota; Metazoa; Cnidaria; Anthozoa; Scleractinia; Merulinidae
Source: RefSeq, a predicted model, not a curated record
GAAUAUAAAAGAAAAUAGUGGUGCUGAUGAUUAAUUGACGUUUCACGAAAAAGAGUACACUUAGCUAUCAUUUCGAUUUUAAGCGACACACUCUCUCCAUUAUCAUUACUUCAAUCUUUCUAGCUCUCAUGGCUUAAGUUCUUGCCAAAAUAUUGUCGAAUCAGUUGAUCGCGAUACCCAUAUUAACUCACUUGUUUUGUCUGAGAGCACAGUAUUAAUUCAAGAAUAAAUUUCACUGAAAAGCACAGAUAAAAUGUUUUCAUCUCGUAUUUGUAUCACUUGGCUUGGAACCUACACAGCGUGUAGCUAAGCCAAGAUGCGCUUGCAAGCUUUUCUUGCCCUCGGUUUACUCCACUAUGCGUUUCCCUUCAAAGCGUUUCCAAGGUCACCAAAACUACAAAACUCAGUACCUUCAACUUCAACGUCAACCAUAACCCCCCCUAGUACAGCGCCGGAUAAUUUUGGCAUCGUCGAGCCAUUUCCUCGAAACAUCUUUGCAAUUGAGUUUACCUCGGCAAACGUGACCUGCGUUGCUUACGAUUCAUUGAGGAUCAAGAUUCCUGAGAAAAUAAUAUUCGUGAGGAGAGACGAAUUUGGAAGACACCAUGAAAUUACUGCAAAUGGCAAGUUGUACUUUACAGAAAGAACAGAAGAAAAUCGACGCAAGCUCUUUGUCACGUUACACUUCCUGUAUAUAACAAUGCCGGAUGAUAGUCGAUAUGGACCUUAUGAAUGUGAUGCUUUCGCCGUCAAUGAUCCUGUAGCCAGGAAGCAUGGUUUUAGCGUUACCGUUUUAAGAGCGCUUCCAGUUUCAAGCAGAAUUCAUCCGAGACCUUCAACAGUUGCAGCAUCUCCAGCUUCAAGUAGAAUCCCUCCAAAACCUUCAACAGGCGAUGAAUGCCUUCGCUACAAAGUUCUUCCUGAGGCAGAUCGCUCGCAGACUUACGACUAUCGAAAAGUGUCAGGUGGUUACCCCAUCUGUGAUAAUACACUACAAAGAGACUGGUAUCGAUUUGUUGGCUUGGCGGGAGAUCGAAUGCCACAUGAGUGUGUUCCUUCACACCACUGUGGUACCCAUGCCGCAGGUUGGCUUCGAGGAGAACAUCCGUUAGUUCAUGAUGGAGUGGUGUCAAAAACAGUAUGUUAUCACUGGAUCAACAACUGCUGCUGGAGGAGUAAUAACAUCCUUGUACGAAACUGUGGUGGUUUCUUCGUUUACAGGUUGCAGAAGCCUCCUGGAUGUCAGUAUCGUUACUGUGGUGUUGGAUCUCCUGUGCAAAUAUCAUCUUCAGAAUGUUUGCACUACAAGAACCUGACUAAGUUCGACCGUGCCAAAGGGUAUAAGGGGGUUGCCAAAUGUGACAGAUCACUUUCUAGGGGCUGGUAUCGAUUUCAAGGUCUUGCUGGUAAACAGAUGCCUGAUGCGUGUGUGCCUAAGCAGCGUUGUGGUACGCACGCACCAGGUUGGCUGAGAGGUGGGCACCCUACAGUGACUGAAGGAGCUGUUACACGGAAAGUGUGUUUCCAUUGGUCCUCUGGGUGCUGUCAGUUGUCUACCAACAUCCGGGUUCGUAACUGUGGUGCUUUCUUUGUUUACAAGUUAUCUCCACCACCAGCCUGCAGUUUACGUUAUUGUGGCGACAGGGAGCAAGCACCAACUUCAGCUCCAGAAUGUACUUUCUACCAGGUUCUGGAUAGGCGUGACCGCGCACAAGGCUACAUAGGAGUCGGAAAAUGCGACAUAUCUCUGGCUAAGGCUUGGUAUAGGUUCAAGGGGCGUGCCGGCAAGCAGAUGCCUCAAUCAUGUGUGCCUAAACAUCGGUGCGGUACGCAUGCGCCAGGUUGGCUAGAUGGACAGCAUCCUACUAUGAGCGAAGGUGCUGUCAAACGCAAAGUGUGUUUCCAUUGGUCCAAUAGUUGCUGUCGAUAUUCGUCUUCCAUCCGCGUUCGUAACUGUGGAGCGUUCUAUGUGUACGAGCUGGAUUCUACGGGCUUCUGCAGUCUGCGAUACUGUGGCGACCGCAUGUAAGUUCAAGAUUCAAGGUCAGAUGACGGAACCUUGCUACCUUGAGGAUUGGACCAUAAUGUAGUGUUUUUGACGGUUAUAGUCGUGUUAAAUUUGUUACGAACCACUAGUUUACCAGAAAUACCGUCCAACUACCCGUAAGCGACCGCCCAAAAAGUCAAGUCUAGGUGGUCGCUUACAGGAGGUGGUCACUUACGAGAGCUUAGACCAUGUUGGGUUAAAAGUUGGCCACAUUAGAAUUUGGAAACUGCAGAGACUUUCCCCAUGCGCCAAUGCCGAUGGAAUGUUUUACUCAUAUGAAAAGUCAUUUUCGAGAAAAUAGUCCGGUUCUUUCCCCCCCGUGUGGGUGGGGUGUGCAGCUCACUUCCCAAAACCCUUACCCUAUUUAUGACCAAAGUCUUUUGCUACCCUAUUUAUGACCUGACCAAAAUUUUGA